Aspergillus aculeatus ATCC 16872 is the source of this 5410-nucleotide messenger RNA. RefSeq lists its product as uncharacterized. Gene Ontology annotation, biological process: secondary metabolite biosynthetic process; amino acid activation for nonribosomal peptide biosynthetic process. The record is from RefSeq and is a predicted model, not a curated record. Gene Ontology annotation, molecular function: phosphopantetheine binding; catalytic activity. NCBI's taxonomy places the organism in Eukaryota, Fungi, Ascomycota, Eurotiomycetes, Eurotiales, Aspergillaceae. Bases 209 to 5410 code for a protein of 1733 amino acids. Gene Ontology annotation, cellular component: cytoplasm. The transcript is spliced from 3 exons.
GAAAAAACUUGAAUUUUCGAGAUGAGACACACAUUUCGUUCAUAUUUAUAUUCAGCAGCUAGUCGUUCCAACGGAAGUGAAUCCUCUUAAGACAUUCUUGCCUUCAUCACCUGCGCCAUACUCUUCAUACACACCUAACAGCUGCUUCUCUUAACCUACAAUAAACCACCAAGAAAGAGAAUCAUGACAAAAGUCGACAAUUCCGAAGAUGCCGCCCCUCAAGGAAUUAGUGGGUGACACCGAGCGCGACCAGAAGCAGCUGCAGCAAUUGAACUCCUUCAACCCCCCAAAACACCAGCCCGCCAAUGUCUGCAUACAUGAAAUGUUUCACAAACAGGCAGUUGCACAUCCUGAACGCGAGGCCGUAUCCGCUUGGAAUGGACAGUUUACUUUCGCCACUCUCGAUCGCCUGUCGUCCUGCCUCGCGUCACACCUACUGAAUCGAGGAGUCGCAAUCGAGGAGUUCGUCCCGGUGUGCUCCGAGAAGUCACACUGGUAUCCCGUGGCACUGCUGGGGGUCUUGAAAGCCGGGGCUGCCUUUGUGCCGUUGGAUCCAUCCCAUCCUACCCAGCGCUUAGAGGAGACCUACCGCGCCGUCGCAGCGAAGGUGAUCAUCGCCACCAAAGCCACGGCCGAGACGGUCAAGUUUGCCGACAGGAUUGUCGUGAUUGAUGAAGAUGAGGAUGGUGAUGUCACCGCUCUUGGGAGAGGGGCAACCACGCUGCACCCAGAGCCAGAGGUUCCCUGCACCAGUACUGCCUACGCAGUCUUCACGUCCGGGACUUCCGGAAAACCGAAGGGGGUGGUUAUAGAGCAUCGGUCUCUAUCGACUAGUGUGUUGGCUAACAGUGUCGCGCUAAACAUCCAUGAGAAGACCCGUGUCUUCCAGUUUGCGUCCCAUGCGUUCGACGCCUCCCUGUUGGACAUCUUCGCGCCAUUGGUCACGGGCGGUUGUGUGUGCAUACCCUCGGAGGCUGAGCGGAAGAACAAUCUGGCAGAGGCAUGUCGUCGGCUGAACUGUACUUGGUCCUUCUUGACUCCCUCACUGACAAGGGUGUUGGCGCCGGAGGAUUUAUGUACCCUGCAAACACUGGUGAUUGGAGGCGAGGCUCUGCGAGAAGGGGACAUUGAGAACUGGUUGCCUCGUAUGCAGUGCAUCAGCGGUUACGGUCCCACCGAAUGCACGAUCGGCUGCAUGGCUACGACGCUACAACCAGGCAUUCGGCCUGACCCGUCUGAUCUGGGGCGAGGGGUUGGAGUCAAUUGCUGGGUCGUUGACCCCGACAAUCAUGACAGAUUGAGCCCACCGGGGGAGGUUGGAGAACUGCUGCUAGAGGGACCCAUGGUCGCCCGCGGCUACUUCAAGGAUCCUGCACGAACAGCCGAAGUGUUCAUCAGUCCCCCGGCGUGGCACAAAAUGUUGAGACCCCGAGGUGAUCGGAUGUACAAGACAGGGGACCUGGUGGUUUUCGACGCCGCGAAAAGCGCGAUCCGUUACGUUGCCAGAAAGGAUACGCAGAUCAAGCUCCACGGCCAGCGUCUGGACACUGGAGAGGUUGAGCAUCAUAUUCGGUCAAUGCUCCCAAGAGCCGUGGAUGCUGUGGUAGAUAUGAUUCAUCUUGCUGAUGAGACUUCAGCCUCAAUCCUCGUUGCAUUUCUUGUUCUAAAAUCAAAUAGUACAACAGCGCACGUCACCAAAGUAGGAUGGCUUGAGGAACCGACGGAUGACCUGAGCACCAACGUGGAGAUGCUUAAAGCAAAAUUGUCCGACCUUGUUCCUGAGUACAUGAUUCCUAGUACAUUUUUACCUUUGGUGUCAAUGCCUCUCACGAACAACGGAAAGAGUGACCGGAAAAUGCUUCGCAAUCUGGCGGCGACUUUGACCCGACAUGAUCUCCGCAGGUAUAACGGGAACUAUGCCGUCGAGAGCAGCAGGCCUUCUAGACCAGUUGAGCGCAAGCUUCAGAUGCUGUGGUCGAAAGUACUCGAGAUUCCAGUGGACGAGAUUGGUCUACAAGAUGGCUUCUUUGCUCUUGGUGGCACUUCUGUCGCGGCCAUGAAGCUGGCCGGUCUAGCGAGGAAAGAAGGCCUCGAAUUAGACAUAGCCGACUUAUAUGGUCACCCUGCCCUCGAAGACAUGGUGACCCGAGUCCGCACUGUCUCGAGAGGUAGCGCAAUCCGGCCGUUCUCUCUGGUUUCUGCCAGUGAAGACUGCAAGCAGAUCGUUACAGAGACCAUGAAGCAGUGCGGGCUCAGCCACGAAACAGAAAUUGAGGACGUGUAUCCUUGUACACCGUUGCAGGAAGGACUUAUAUCUCUCGCCGCUAAAAGACCGGGCUCCUAUAUUGGCGUGUUUCGGUAUGAAAUGCCUGCGAAGGUGAAUACUCACCGGUUCCAGUCUGCAUGGGAUGCGUUGGUCGACGCUCACCCGAUCUUGAGGACCCGAUUUAUCCAAACCAGCAGUGGCAAGAUCUACCAGGCAGUAAUUCGGAGGUCAGUCGCGUUAGAUGUGAGCUCGCUGAACGGAGAGGGAUUCAGGGCAGCAAAAAGUUCGCUUUCCUGCGAGCUCGGACAGUCCUGGAUUCGUGCACAUCUUCACAAUACAGCAUCUACUUUACAGCUGCCGGCCUUCACACUGACUGUGCAUCACGCUUUGUCCGAUGGCUGGGGCCUUCCCGUACUCCUUCGGGACCUCGAAGCCGCCUACAACGGACAGACACUGGAAGAGAGGCCAUUCAGUCCUUUGAUCGAGUACAUCGGGCGCACGACUACCGAGCGAGAGGCGUAUUGGCAAGGCCGCUUCACUGAUGUGCAGAGUGCCAGCUUCCCUUCGCUACCCUCCCCAGCGUAUAUCCCAAAGGCUACGGAAAUGCAUCCAAUCUGUAUUCCCGUGAACCAUCGGGUUGCAAGUGAGUACACACUUGCUGACAAACUCAAGCUAGCAUGGGGAAUCAUCCUUUCCCUUUAUACGGAGACCGCCGAUGUCGUCUUCGGCCUCACUGUUAGCGGACGUGGCGCUCCUGUGCUGGGCGUCGAGGAUAUGACUGGCCCGGCAAUCGCGACCAUCCCCUUGAGACUGAAUCUCGAUCCAGAGAUGACCGUGAAAAACAGACUUCAGCGGCUGCGGGAGUUCUGUGUUGCCGCGAUGCCAUUCGAACACAUAGGGCUUCAAAACCUUCGCCGCCUUGGUCAGGGAUCUAGCAAAGCUUGUGAUUUCCAGAGCCAUGUUGUCAUCCAACCCGAGGAGACUGGCAGUGAUUGGAUGUUCGCAAAGAAGCAGGACUAUUCGGAAACUGGAGCAUUCAGUUCCUACGCAAUUACCUUGAUCUGUCAGCAGAGACCGGGCUCAAUAGAGAUCGAGGCGACAUUCGAUCCGCAUGUUGUCCCCAGCGUGCAAAUGGACCGAUUGUUGACGCAGCUCCGACAUAUCAUGCAAGUUCUGAUUUCUGAAUCUGAAGAAGCUCGUCUGUGUGAGCUGGACACUAUCUGUCCUGAAGAUCGGUCACACUUGAAACAAUGGAAUACCGCGCUCCCCGAGACAGUGGAAAUCUGUGCCCACGAGUGGAUCCGAAAGCAAAGUCUCGAGCAGGCCAACGCUCCAGCUGUGUGCGCUUGGGAUGGCAGUUUCACUUACGGGGAGAUGGAGCAGACCUCAUCUGAGAUGGCUGCCUAUCUCCGAGGACAAGGCGUAGGUCCUAAUGUGUUUAUUCCUCUCUUUUUCGAAAAGUCAUGCUGGACCAGCAUCGCAAUGCUUGCAGUGAUGAAGGCCGGAGGCGCAUUUAUUCUGCUAGACGACUCUCAUCCAGUACAACGACUGCGCGGAAUAUGCGAUGAUGCAGAGGCGCCUUUCAUUGUCACGUCGGAGAAGAAUGCACCUCGUGCGGGUCAAAUUGCAAAAUUUUCCAUCAUACUGGGUGAUUCGCACCGAUCGUGGCCACAGAAUCAGACUGAACCCGCAACUCCCAUGCCACGGGUCAAACCCAGAGAUGCCCUCUAUGCAGUCUUCACCUCGGGCUCGACGGGAAAGCCUAAAGGCGCCGUUAUGUCGCAUCAGUCGUGGUGCACAAGCGCCAAAGCCAACAGCGUUGCAUUGUCAUUGCGUCCUACUUCCCGCGUCUUUCAGUUCGCCGCCUACGCUUUUGAUAUCAGCAUCGCAGAUCAUUUGCUGACUUUCGUGGCUGGCGGUUGUGUUUGUAUUCCUUCUGCCAAAGAUCGAGAAGGAGACCUUGCGCAGAUUAUCGGUAGACUCGAGGCCAAUUGGGCAUGCCUAACGCCGUCUGUGGCGCGCAUUAUCGAGCCUCGAAACGUUCCAUCCCUGAAGACGCUGGUACUAGCAGGAGAGCCUAUUGCGCCGGAGGAUAUCUCGACGUGGUCACCAGCACUUCACCUGUUAAACUUAUAUGGCCCCGCGGAGUGUGCCAUUCUUACCACUCUGAAUCAAAAUGUCAACAACCCAAGUGAUCCGAACAACGUCGGGCCUCCGACCAGCGCAGUGUGCUGGGUCGUGGACACAAGAAGCGUCGACAAACUAGUACCUAUUGGGACAGUGGGAGAGCUCGUGGUCGAAAGCCCUAUUGUAGGCUACGGGUACCUCAACAACCCGACCAAGACGGCUGCCUCCUUUAUCGCCCCAGAGGCGCACCCACCGUGGCUGCGGCGAUUCCGACGCACAGAAACCGCCCGUUCGCGCCUCUACCGCACGGGCGAUCUGGUCCAGUACGCAGAAGACGGAACCCUGAGGUUCAUCGGCCGCAAAGACACACAGAUCAAGUUGCGCGGACAACGCAUCGAGCUGGGCGAGGUCGAAUACCACUUGCGCCGCAGUUUCCUUGACGCCGCCGAGGUCGUGGCCGAGGUUGUCGUCCCGAACGAUGAUAGAUCACAUAGCCGAAGGCAGCCGACCCUGACGGCCUUCAUCCGUCCGCGGGAGCAGACUAGCCAGAAAUCAAGGCCCUCGCUUCUUCAAGCGCAAAUCGCCACAGCACUAACAACCCUGCGCGCCUCCCUGCCCCCAUACAUGAUCCCGACGGUAUUCCUCUGCGUAGAUUCAUUCCCCCUGAGCAAGUCCCGCAAGCUGGACCGCGGCCAGCUUCGCAGCAUGGCCGCUGCACUGCCCCGAGAGGCAUACCUCGAUGCGCCCACCCUGCAGAAGCGGGAGCCGUCCGGCCCAGCAGAGGAGAUGUUGCAUCAGCUCUUUGCGGACACUCUGAAGAUCGACUCCGCGGAAUUCGGGAUCGACCAUGACUUCUUUAAUCUGGGCGGCGACUCCAUCCUGGCUAUGGGUCUGGUGGCGCGGGCGCGGGCGCGCAGCUUGGAUUUCACCGUGUCGACGUCGGAGUCGCUGGAGAUGGCGACACCUGCGCCAGAGGAGGAGCUGCUGCUGCUGCUGCUGCUGGAAGAAAGCGAGUAG